Pelobates fuscus (common spadefoot toad) is the source of this 5369-nucleotide messenger RNA. It is a transcript of the gene QKI, whose product is annotated as QKI, KH domain containing RNA binding. The record is from RefSeq and is a predicted model, not a curated record. Gene Ontology annotation, molecular function: mRNA binding. Gene Ontology annotation, cellular component: nucleus. The coding region runs from base 704 to 1663 and encodes 319 amino acids. Lineage: Eukaryota; Metazoa; Chordata; Amphibia; Anura; Pelobatidae. Gene Ontology annotation, biological process: regulation of mRNA splicing, via spliceosome. The transcript is spliced from 8 exons.
UCCUCUCUGUGUUUGAGCCUGGACUGAAGCGAACUCCUGUAGAGGGAGAAGCAGCUGCAACCGGCACACAACGGCCCCAGGACUGGCCAUAGGGACUGUAACUACCAUAGUGCAUCUAGAUAUCUAGCUGUAAACUACUGGGGAAAGGAAAGCACUGUGCACUGCUUUACUGACAGGAAACAGGGGGAGCAGAAAGAGAGAAAGAGACACAGAGGAGGAGGUGUCCAGUUAAGCAGCCAGCAUUGCUCCAGCCCUGUCUACUCUGCUCCACAGCACAGACCUGCGCCAGGAUUGGCUGUAUCUCCAAAUCAGAGAGGGAAAAUCCUGCAGAUUGCGUCCCAGAAGAGAGAUCUGAGGCUGGUUGGAGAGCACUUGAUACAUGAUCUAUUUCUCUAAUCUACUCUAGAACCUCCAGAUCGCCUGCUUUUGGUUCCUGUGAUCAGAGUACUCUGUACAUGUGUCUGGACACCCAGGGGGAGGAAUAAGGAAAAGUGCAGCUUUUUUUGCAUUUGACUUUUUUUUUUUAUAUACAUAUAUUUUUUAAAAUUACAUCUAGCUACUAUUUAUCGUCAGAAGUUUGAGGUUCUUUUGUUAAGCAAUUAACUUUCUUUUUUAUAGACGCCUUAUUAGAGGUAUUUAUUAUUUUUCUUUUUAAUAAUUUUUCUUUUCCUCCAUCACCAUUUUUUACUUGAGAGAUUGGAUAAUGGUUGGGGAAAUGGAAACAAAGGAGAAGCCGAAGCCGACCCCAGACUAUUUAAUGCAAUUAAUGAACGAUAAGAAGCUGAUGAGCAGUCUGCCCAACUUCUGUGGGAUAUUUAACCAUCUGGAAAGACUUCUGGAUGAAGAAAUCAGCAGAGUACGAAAAGACAUGUACAAUGACACUCUGAAUGGAAGCCAAGAGAGGAGGAGUGCGGAAUUGCCUGAUGGUAUUGGACCUAUUGUACAGUUACAAGAAAAACUUUAUGUGCCUGUAAAAGAAUAUCCAGAUUUCAAUUUUGUUGGACGUAUUUUGGGACCCAGAGGACUCACUGCUAAACAGCUAGAAGCUGAAACAGGAUGUAAAAUUAUGGUCAGAGGGAAAGGCUCCAUGAGAGAUAAAAAAAAGGAGGAACAAAACAGGGGAAAGCCAAACUGGGAGCACCUUAAUGAAGACCUACAUGUAUUGAUAACUGUGGAAGAUUCCCAGAACAGAGCAGAACUAAAGCUAAAAAGAGCAGUGGAAGAAGUUAAAAAGUUGCUGGUUCCAGCAGCAGAAGGAGAAGACAGCUUAAAAAAAAUGCAGCUGAUGGAACUGGCCAUCCUUAACGGCACCUACAGGGAUGCCAAUUUAAAAUCACCAGCCCUUGCCUUUUCUCUUGCAGCGACCGCUCAGGCCCCCCGGAUUAUAACUGGGCCUCAGCCUGUUUUGCCUCCAGCUGCUCUGCGUACACCUACGCCAGCUGGACCUACCUUAAUGCCUUUGAUCAGACAAAUACAGACAGCGGCUGUCAUGCCAAACGGAUCCCCACAUCCAACUGCAACGUUAGUCCCUCAAGGACCAGAAGCUGGCUUGAUCUACACACCUUAUGAUUAUCCUUACACUCUGGCCCCAGCCACAUCAAUCCUCGAGUAUCCCAUUGAAACAAGUGGGGUAUUAGGUAUGGCUUUCCCUACGAAAGGCUAAGAAUUCAAGAAAGUCUUAAUUGAACACUCACCAGAAUCGAAAUUUUAACAAAACCCUAGUUUUCAGCAGUCUUGAAAAAUAAAUUCUUUAAAAUUCAUAUAGCAGUCAGUGACUUACUUGCACUUCUAUUUUUUAUUUUUAUUUUUUGCACAUAUUAAAAAAGAAAAACAUUUUACAUGAUCAAGUCUGUAUCUUGGUAAAAACAAAAUAAUAGAAGUUGCAAGUGAGUGUUUAACACAUCUGACUGCUAAGGGUUCUUUCCUGUAUGCUUUACUAAUGAGUUAAUUCAUGUGGUUCCUUCUUAUCUAGUCAAGGUUUUAAACCAUUGAUUUUUAAUGCAAAUAAUUUAAACAUGUAAAGUAAAAAAAAAAAAAAAAAACUGGAGUUAUUUUAUGGUUUCUUAACGUUAACAAAUGUCAGUAUUAAACAAAAACAAAGGAAUUGAAUUAAAUCCUUUGCAAGUAAAGCACUGCAAAAAAUGUGUGACUAGUAAAGCUUAACUAUGGUUGGGUCUAAUAAAUUUCAAAUAUUUUUGCUCAUUAGCAGCAUAUAGUCAAGUUUGAUUCCCAUUCAGUCAGGUAGUAGCUGUGUAUUUUUAUACCCACGACCUGCAUUGAAAGGGUUAAACAAGUUAAGGCAUGAGAUGUGAUUAUUAAGUGUGUGAUAUUAACUGUGCACAUCUCCAUUUUAUAUAGCAAGGAUUCAAACUACUGUGCCUUAACAUGUUUCUUAAAAAAAAAAAAAAGUUUUUGUAGCGAACCAUUGUGUAAAAUCAUGUUUUUGAUGAAACCUGCUGUUUAUGUCAGAUUUGUUUUGUGGAGUUUAUAUUUUGUUUUUCUUGUUAUGAAUGUUUUGUUUUCUAACUAUGUCUUGGUAAUUGCAAUUUAACUAGGUGCGGUGGCUACUAAAGUUCGAAGGCAUGAUAUGCGAGUCCAUCCUUACCAAAGGAUUGUGACCGCAGACAGAGGUUAGUUUAGCUAUAUAGUUCUUGAUUAGAAAUGAUUUCUCUGAAAAUUAACUUUACAACACCUUACAUGAUAUGCACAACAUUGUAAAGGGUGGGAUGAUUUAAACCGAUGUAUAUCAAGGGAGUUAAAUGUUUAAUCCUUAAAUUAGCUGUAUGAAUACUGCAAGAUUGGAUCAUCGCAGGAUUCCUGGAUUUCUCUGUAGUCCACUUGUUGCAGUAGGCAUAACACCUAUGUUCAAGGGCUGCUGAAAGACUAGUUGUUUUGGGCACCAGACACUAAAAUAUACUGCUUUUGGUUUUUAUUUUAUUUUUUUAUUAUUAUUAAAUUUACUUGUAUGUUACUGCCCAAUCCUUGUCUAACAGUAGCAAUUGGAACAAAAAAAAAAAGUCAAUUUUGACAUACAGCCCAUACUUAGAAAAAUAUCCAUGUCAGUGAUGAGAUGAUUCUCUUUGUAGGUGUGUAGCUUUUAGUCUGGUGUUGCAAAGAAAAACAAAUGAAUGCUUAAAUAUAAAAGAAAAAAUGAAUGCAUCUUAUUGGCUAACUUGAUAUAAACAAACUUAAAUGCACAAAUAUAAAUGUGAAUUUAUCAUUAGAUGAGCAGUACCAAUUCUUAGAUUGCUUCCUUAAAGACUCUUUCUGAAAAGCUUGGUUAAAAGCAACCAUCCAUGCAUUAUGCACUUUAUAGUAAAAUCUCUUUAUAAAUGUAGUUUAAUUCAGUUCACUUUAUUUUAUUUUUUAGCUUUCUAUAUCCAUCUUUAAAACUUCCCUUCUGAUGUCUAGUUCAUUUAGUGAACCUCAUUUUAGUGAAGGAGGUCUGGUUACUUUAUAUAGGUAUUGUUCCUAAUAUGGACAUUUUUAUAUUCUGGUGCAAUUUUUAAUAAUCUCCAGUUGAAAAUAUGCCAGUGGUCUGUAAGCAGGGAUAUUUGCCCAUUUUUGCCACACCUAUUGUGACAAAAAAUGUUUGAGUUUUUUUGGGGAGUUGGGGGAGGAAGGGGUUGCACUUGUAUACCAAGAUUUCAGAGCCAUGCUUAGAGGGGAAAAAAAGAUGACCUUUAAAACAAGAUGACCUUUAAAAAACAAAAAAGGCACAGAACCCUACAGUAGUGAAACAGGCAGCAAGGAAUAUUUUGGCCUAAUAAAUAAAUUUUGUUUGACAAAGCCCUGCCCCCAAUAACAUUUGGAGUGAUAAUUAAGGGUAAACAUUUAGCCUACAGAUUGUUUUAAAACUUUUCGAAGUGGAUUUCAUCGCCCACGCAUUUUUUGUAAAUAACGUCCUUUGCAAGCAUGUUUUAGCAUUUAUAAAACAGAGCUGGGUUGUUUUUAUCAAGAUGUUUUAUACACUUUGUUGCAAUUUUACUUUUAUAAUUAAGCUUUCAUUAGUUUCCAAGAACUGUCAGGUAAAUCAUGUAUUACUAUACCCUAUCUGUAGCCUACAAUUUUCAUUUUCAUUGGUAUAACAGACAGAAGUAAUCGUUAUGAACUGUAUAUGGUGUUGCACAAUUGUUAUACCUGUGAAAGGCCACAGACUUUGCAGAGGAUAUAUCCAAACCAUGUCAAUGUGGCAGACUUAUUCCUACCAAAUGCAGAGUGCACUCUGUUUCCCUUGAAGUUUGAGAGUUUUAAACCUUUAACAAACUCACUUGAGUAAAACUGUUUAAUCCAGUUACAAAUACUACUUGGUUAUGUACAAAUUAAAAUUAUCUUGCAUAUCUGACUGUAUACUUUAAUUGUGGGAACUGUGAACCACAUGGAUAUUUAUUUAGUUUUAUUUUCUGCUUGAUCCCAAGCACAACUUUCAACAAGCAUCCCAGUUCUUAAUAAGAACUUAAGGGAGCAUACUGGCAUUUCAGGUUUCUAAUUCAUUGGAAGGGAAAUGUGGUAGUAUGCUUAAAUCCAAUAUAUAAGCCUCUUUUUGAUUUUGUUUUCCCUAUGUGAAGUUGACCAAGGCUUUUGAUACAUUGGUCUUUUAAGACUAAACUAUCUGUGAACCUACUGGAUUUCAUUUUACGAAAUGCCAUAAAUCCUGACUUUGCACUGAAUAGUUCUCACCUUCAUCUCCUCUGCUUUAGUCACAAUGGCAACAGUACAAAAUAAAGCAAAUUAAACCUCAGAAUAUAUAAUUAAGCUGUUGAAAGAGUCUUAAAAAAUAAAUUUAUACUACUGUUAAGUGGACCAAGUUUAGUGAAGGAGAGCAAGUGAUUGAUAAAGAAAGCGCUCAAGAGCACUGGGAGUGAUGUUAACUUUCCACUUGAGAACUUUGUUUUAUUUUAAUAUUUUUAAAAAAGAAAAUAGUAUUUACAGAUGGCGUAAGAAAUAUAAAACAAAAAAUAUAAAGCAGGAAUGUAUAUGAAAUGUCAGAUUUUAUUGUAUUUGCAGAGUAUUAGCAUUGAAAUUAAAGAGGGCUGUUUGUAGUUAUACAAUGCUUUAUUAGCUUAUAUUAGUAUUUUUGGAUGUACUUCAAAUUUUGAUUCUAGAGUUAAAAAGAAAGAAAGGCAGGACUUUUUCAGUGUUUACAUACAACUGCAUUUUAUAAGUUUCCUAUGUGUGUAAAUUUGUUUUUGUUUUUUUGUUUUUCAAGUGGAAAUGCUGUCUGUAGCAAUAGUGUUUAGCCGUUCUUGGUUCACAAGACUGGCUACUGUGCUAGACCAGAAUUUAGUGUAUUGCUUUGUAUCAUGAGGCCAAGGUAUCUGUGUUUGUAAAUAGAAAAUGAGCAAUAAAAUUUAUUGAACAAAAACUUG